Telopea speciosissima is the source of this 1296-nucleotide messenger RNA. Its product is annotated as E3 ubiquitin-protein ligase AIP2. NCBI's taxonomy places the organism in Eukaryota, Viridiplantae, Streptophyta, Magnoliopsida, Proteales, Proteaceae. The transcript has 5 exons. The coding region runs from base 152 to 1111 and encodes 319 amino acids. Gene Ontology annotation, cellular component: cytoplasm; nucleoplasm. The record is from RefSeq and is a predicted model, not a curated record.
ACCCAUCAGAAUUUAGAACCGAAAAACGGACUCGAGAUUCGUGUCCGUCCCUGACCUUGUUUUCCCCUCCCGCAAGUAAAAUCCUUUUAUAAACAGAGAGAAGAUAUCAGAAGGCGAAGCAAAACUCUUCGUUUAGAAGUUCGAAACGAUAAUGGCAUCGUCUUCCGAGGAAUCUAUGAAGGGAAGACUGCAGGAAUUGCAGAAGCAGCUUGGGAAGAAACAAAUGUUCGAGGGGGCCGUCUCCUCCAUUAAAUCUUUGCUUAUUGAGGCCUAUCCAUCCGCUUCACCCUCUCUACGGAAGUCGAUCUACUCUGUUGUUUGUCGGGUUGCAACCAUUCUACAGUCAAGAUACACUGGACCUGGAUUCUGGCUUGCUGGUUUGCAGCUUUUUGAGGAGGCUGAGCACUUCAUUACUGUGUCUUCUGAAAGAGAAAAUUUGAAGUCUUAUAUUGCCAGAGCACGUGAUCAUUUGCAUGAAAUAAAUGAUCAGUCAGAAGUUCCUCAAUCUGUGCAAAACAGUAUUCGUAGAGAUUCUAGGUAUCUUUUUGAGGGGCAUCUCACUGUGGAUCCUGAGCCCCCGCAACCUGCAUGGCUUAGAGCACAGACUGUCAUUGCUGCAGCCGAGUCGUCAAUGAGGCAGACAGAGAAUGGUAAUGCACCAGAAAGUGCAACUGAAGUUCUGCAGGACUUGAUAAAUCACAUGCAAGAGAACUUGCAGGACUUUGAGAGUGUCAUUGAAAGUGCAUUGCAGGAUAUUGAUACUGUUCGUCCAAGAGCCCCACCUGCGAGUAAAGAAGUGGUUGCAAAACUUCCUGUUAUCACCAUUAAUGAGGAAAUCCUUGCAAAGCUAGGAAAUGAGACAAAGUGUGCUGUUUGCACUGAAGAACUGGUUUUAAAUGAUGAGAUGCAGGAAUUACCUUGCAAGCACAUGUUCCACCCACCUUGUCUGAAGCCAUGGCUGGAUGAACACAACUCCUGCCCUAUCUGCCGACAUGAGCUUCAAACUGAUGAUCAUGCCUAUGAGACGUGGAAAGAGCGGGAGAAGGAGGCUGAAGAAGAAAGGAAAGGGGCUGCAAAUGCCAUUCGUGGUGGUGAAUAUAUGUAUGUUUAAUGAAAAAACUAUUUUGUAAUAUUGUCAGUUUGUGUUGUUAUGAUGUUGGUGUUAAUAAAUUUCUUUUUUAGAUUAAAGUCAUUCCAAUAUGUCACCAUGUUCGAGCAUAGUUACCUCCUAUUGGCUCUCUGGCCUUGCUUAGGUAACAACCACAUUAUACUAGUAUUUAAACCCAUAUUCCUUCU